GGCGGAAUCGGUAACACCCUAACACCGGUCGUUCGCCCCCGUUGUGGGGGAUCGGUUACAUGGGUACGGGCAUUAGGACCGGAUUCCGGCGACACAUCCGCGUUCCGCGUUCGCCAGCUGAGACUCUGAGAGAGGGUACUUAGUGGUGCGGUAAAACCUGGUAUAUGGAGUAUUGUCAAAGUCGAGAUUCAGCUGCAUGAGCUAGCACGCACGCACAUGAUUUCCUCCUGCCUCAAUGGGAGAUCUGGCCGAGCUGUCGAAAACGUGGGCCGCGACUGGCAGCCUCCUCAUGCAGCCUCGAAACUUCUCCCGCACGAUGCGCAUGGAAAUAAAGGCCCAUCUGCUGAUCGACCAUUUCCCCCAACUUGCAAGCCAUUCGUCUCACAUUCAUUAUUCCCACCUGCAACCUGACACACACAAGACGCCAUGAGGUUCGGAUCGCUAGCGCUGCAACUGUUGCCAGCCGCCUCGGUGGUCCUGGCUGCACCCGCUCCCGACACCACCCAGAGUGCUUUGGAUGAUAUUGCUUCCCUCGCCGACAAGGCCCUCAAGCAGGCCGAGACAGAAGCAUCUGACAAUGCUCUGAGGAAACGUGAGGGGGAGAACACUUGCUCCUGGGAGAAUGUCAGCAUUCGCAGGGAAUGGGGCAAUCUGUCCAAGAAGGAGCGCAAGUCGUACACGGACGCGGUGCUCUGCCUCCAAGAGAAGCCUGCGCGUACGCCUGCCGAAGUGGCCCCCGGUGCGAAGACGCGCUUUGACGACUAUGUCGCCACGCACAUCAACCAAACGCUCCAGAUCCACUACACGGGCAACUUCCUCGCGUGGCACCGAUACUACACGUGGCUGUACGAGCGUGCGCUGCGGGACGAAUGCGGCUACACAGGCUACCAGCCGUACUGGGACUGGGCCAAGUCGGCCAUCACUGGCAUGCACGACUCGCCCAUCUUCGACGGCUCCGACACCUCCAUGUCUGGCGAUGGCGAGUUCAUUCCUGACCGCGAGGAGAUCAUCCUUGGAAAGGCACAGGGUCUGCCCCCCAUCUACCUGCCAGUGGGCACCGGUGGCGGCUGUGUCAAGUCGGGCCCAUUCAAAGACAUGGUGGUGAACCUUGGGCCUGCUGCCCUCGACUUGCCGGGAGGCCUCGUCGCCGCCAACCCAGAGGGACCUCUUGCCCACAACCCCCGUUGCCUGAAGCGCGACCUCACGACCGAGAUCAACCGUCGCUAUGCCAAUGCCUCGGCCGUGCUGGCCAACCUGAUCCAGCCCACGAACGUCUACGACUUCCAGAUGCAGAUGCAGGGCGUCCCUGGAUCUGGUACCAUUGGUAUCCACGGUGGUCCUCACUACAGCCUGGGAGGCGAUCCUGGCCGUGAUGUCUUUUCGUCCCCAGGCGAUCCCGCCUUCUACCUGCAUCACGCCAACAUUGACCGCAUCUGGUGGAUUUGGCAGAUGUUGGACCCCAAGACCAGACAGCGCAGCGACCAAGCGAUUGCGGGAACAAACACGUUUUUGAACCAGCCUCCGAGUGCCGACACGACUCUGGAGGAUUAUGUGAAUUACGGCUAUGCGGAUGGGCCGUCGCGUCAGAUCAAGGAUUUGAUGAGCACCUUGGGUGGCCCCUUUUGCUACAUUUAUUUGUGAGGCUCGAUUCAGACGUUGAUAGAUGGCUUGGACGUGGUAUAGAAGCCAGCGAAAAUAAACACGUUGUGUCCUAGGGAUGGUCGGUGCAUGGUGACGUAAUCGAGUUGAUGUGCAAGGGAUGGUUUCUGGAGGAGAGGAGGUCCAGGACUCCAGAUUCAAUGCGACAGAGAUGUGAAGGAAAGGCUCCACCGUGUAUGAAAACAUCGCUGUCCACUCGCACGUGACCUUACCUUGAACU
Emericellopsis atlantica is the source of this 1879-nucleotide messenger RNA. RefSeq lists its product as uncharacterized. NCBI's taxonomy places the organism in Eukaryota, Fungi, Ascomycota, Sordariomycetes, Hypocreales, Bionectriaceae. The record is from RefSeq and is a predicted model, not a curated record. Bases 427 to 1641 code for a protein of 404 amino acids. The transcript has 3 exons. Gene Ontology annotation, molecular function: oxidoreductase activity.